GCAGCAGACUCGCCCACCAUAUAAUUCCCACCACGACUUCGAAGCUCUUGGAGGAUAUCACUGUCACACUCCCAUAUACUGCGUCUCCGAACUCCUCUCAUUCCAACGGUGAAGUAACUGGCCAGUAUGAGUGAGGGGUUGCGACUAGCCAGCGGCCACACUGCCCUCAGCCUGGUGGGGGAGGAACUGGAGCAGCAGCAGAAGGCCUUCCUCGGCUACUCUCCAGUAGGUCUGGUCCGUCUCACCCCCGGCAGGUGGCUCUUCCCCGCGUCCUACACCAAAUAUGCCGACAAACUCUACAACACCAAGUUCCGAGGGAGUGAUGUUGUGGUGAUGACGUACCCCAAGUGUGGCACCACCUGGAUGCAGGAGAUUGUAUGGACCAUGAGGAACAACCCGGACCUCACCCACCCCAUGGCCCGUCUCCCCCUAAACGCCCGCAGCCCAUAUUUAGAAUUGGACAUGUUGUUGGAGCUCGGGAAACCAAGCCAGGAGUUCCGUGCUGUGCUGGAGGCCAAGCUGCGGAGGUUGGCUCCGGGGGUGGAGCCCCAGGAGGGCAUAGUCAUGCAGCUGGCGGAGGCCGCUCCUGAUCCACGCACAAUAAAGACCCACCUUCCACCCUCUCUCCUCACCCCAGACCUCCUCGACACUGCUAAGGUGGUGUAUGUGGCCAGGAACCCCAAGGAUGUCUGCAUGUCUUACUAUCACCACAGUCGUAUAUUUAACGCCCAUGGCUUCGUGGGCUCCUUCAACCAGUUCGUCCAGUUCCUGAUUGAUGAUGACUUGUUGUACGGUCCAUACUUGGAGCACGUACGGGAGGCCUGGGUGAAGCGAGAGCAUCCCAACAUGCUCUUCCUGUUCUACGAGGACCUCAAGACAGACAUUAUGGGACAACUGCACAAACUGAACAAUUUCCUUGGUACCUCACUCACCCAACACCAGCUACAGCAGGUCGCUCACUACACAAGCUUCCCAGAGAUGCAGCGCAGAGAGGAGCAGAGCACAGCUAAGGACACCACAGUCAAACUGAACAUGGAAUUGGUAAAAAAACAUGGAGGAUUGUUUAGAAAGGGUGAAGUGGGCAACUGGAAGGAACACCUCACAAGUACUCAAGAAGCUGAGAUUGAUCUAUGGACCAAGAAAAAUAUCCUUAACUUAGGUCUUGAGUUCAAGUACUCAGGAAGCAAAGUUUGAUAUGUGGACCAGGAAUAAACAGAAGCUCCCCUAUGACUCUGUAAUAUCCCCAUUGGCCAAACUAUUAUGUAUUAACGAUAAAACCUACCAUUAAUGUAUGAUGACUUACUGUAAAUAUGUAGCUCUUGUAAUAGCACUU
Molecule: messenger RNA, 1333 nt
Organism: Procambarus clarkii (red swamp crayfish)
Lineage: Eukaryota; Metazoa; Arthropoda; Malacostraca; Decapoda; Cambaridae
Source: RefSeq, a predicted model, not a curated record